AUGACGGUUGAUGUGGGCACGGCCGUCAGGAUUGCGAUAGGGCUGCUAGAGGUCGUCGAGAGAGAUCCCCUUUUGGCAAUACAUACACACACCACCUACUUGCUCAGAACACGGCUCAAACAUGUGAACACACCCACUUCGAACACACAAGUAGAACUUGGCCGGGAUGAGAAACCUAAGGGCCCUCUAAAGGAAGGUGGGUCUGAUGUUAUAGCUGGGCCUGGCGGUGUUACACUUGUUGUACCAAAACGAAGCCACGGCGACACUCACAAUGACCAAACGUACCGAACUGCGCACGUGGCCGGUGCAGACAACCCUGGGCACAGUCAGCUUCAUAGCAAUAGUCACACUACUAUCACGUACGGUGGUGAGAGGGUGGGUAAUGGGGCGCCAUUAGGACCACCCAGUGGGGAUGGGACCUAUGAGCUGCACUCCAGCAAGUCAGCUCACGCACGCUCGCACAGUCCCACAGCAGCGUACAACGGGGGUGGCAGGGGACUUGAAAGUAGGAAUGCAGAUAGAGAGAGAGGGAGAGAUAGAGACAGAGACAGAGACAGAGACAGAGAGAGGCGUAGAAGUAAUUUACAGAGUAGAGAUGGGAGCGGGUACAGGACCGGCUUGCGGGUAGAACACCAGGAGUCUACCCGGACUAAUAUAAGAAGCCGCGAACGGAGUAGUUCGAGAGGCCGAUCUAGAUCGAGAGAGAGAUCUAGAUCCAGGUCUAGAGCCGAGAGCAGCGCACACACACCACUCAGCAAACGGACUAGUUAUGACAGCGAAGACACGCACGCACCUACACCCUCCCACUCGUACGCACGAGAACAAACACGACGUUCAUCGACGGACGAGCAUAGCAGAGGGAGAGAUAGUCACCAGAAUCACGUGCACAGACCACAGCAGGACGCAGACGCAGCCGAAGGGACACGAAGCAGGCGCACGUGCACACCAUCGAGGGAUGGUGGGCAGUCGAGAGAGGGAGCACGUACACACUCACGCACAGCCACACACACGCCCACGGCAUCCUUAGAGGACAUACGCGAGUCACUGCGGGUGGGCAUGCGGUCUCAUGCACAUGCAUAUGCACAGACACACACACGCACGCACACACACCACGCAGAACAUACAGACCUCGGGUACGAUCGCAGGGAUAGUACCAAUAGCACAGGGAGCAGCACACGUCACCACGAGCGCAGGUAUACAGGGGCCAGGGCUUCCCCCCCAGGCACACGCACACACACACACACACACACAGAGCGAAGCACACGCGUCAGCCGAACCCCACGCGUGGACCCGCCCUCGCGCUCACACUCACGCACAGACUCGCGCUCACACUCACGCACACGUAACCGAGCAGACACACCUACAGUACGCGGCAGCUCACGCGCCAGUAGUAGGAGUGGACACCACGAAGGGCCUGUGCGAGAGGAUAGGAGAGCAGACACACCCACACACCACAACACACGCACACACACCCCCACCGGCAUGUACCAUGGGCGGGGAGGGGGUCUACGCACACACACGCCCACGACCACAGAGUAUGGGCCACACUCACACGUGCGCACACUCGAGGAGAUGCGGCGGUUGGCACGAGAGACCGUGCGCGGAGAGACGUGGCUGGACGGCGACGCACAACUCGACCGUAAGGUGCAGUACCUACGCGAAGCAGCGGAGAAGCUACAGCGACACAGUGACGACAGGGACAGAGACAGAGACACACACAGAGAGAGUGAGCGUGAGGAGGCUUUGCGUGUGCAGGCGCAUGUGGCGGUGGACCCACGGGUGUAUGGGCCGUAUGGGAGAGACGACACGCACACGCACACGCACGUGCCAACCAUUGUGCACGUGCACAGACCGCAGGAGGAAUCGGAGCAUCUCACGAGCGCACGGAGCAGCUCGGGCACGCGGGCUAUAGACCCCCACAGAGACCCCCACAGAGACGCCCGGGAACACGGGGGUGGAAAAACGGGUGGGAGAAAGAGUGCGGUGCGAGUGAUGCGACGAGUGAGCGAUAGCACGGCGGAGGAGGGAGAGCCACACGUAAGGCGAAGGCACGAGCACACGCGAAGAGAAGGAGACGGGGGGGAGAAUAGGCGAGGCGUUAUUUCCACGGGUGACGGAAUAAGGAAGGGUGGUGCACACAGGCGGGAGGCACGCAAGAAGCAGCGCACACGAAAGAACGUGGUGCUGGUAACGCCGUAUAGACACACCAUGCAUGCGACAUCAGAACCACAGGUGUACAGCGACUCAGGGGCAGAGGAGGUGAUGAGGGGACACAGACACGCAGACACAGCAGACACCACACACACAGCACACACACACGAAACACACACACAUGCACCCACGUCACACGACACACACACACACACAGGCAAGGCACAUGAAUCACGCACACACACCACACAGCCGCGCAGUAGUGCAGAGAAUGGCGGCGGAGGACACUCAGACAUGAUUACGCCCACACGAAAGUCACAUCGUAUACCCAAAGAUGUGCUCGAAUACAUCGCAGCCAGCCAGAGCGCACUGAACGAACCCGCAAGCACAGACACAGACGAGAUACCUACACGCACCCGUGAGCAGGCAAGUACACGACAUAUGUCCGACAACGAGAUAUUGGCGUACAGCCCCCCGUUGCCACGUACCCCAACUGCAGAACGAGUGAACUUCUCGACAUACGACGAAGGACUCACGGAUGCGUACAGACGAGUGUCUAGCCAGGUAGGUGGAGACAUGCAAACACACACACACACACACACGCGCACGCACACCCAGAAGCCAACACUGGUACACUUGCCGUCGCACGUAAGCGUGCACACACCCACAGAGCGCACACCGCAACGCACCACGUUCUCGCAUGCGCCAGCAAUUACACUCACACCCGCACCCAGACCCCUACAAAGACCCCCACGUGACCCCUCGCACACACCUGCACGCACACGCACGCGUGCACGUGGCUACGAAGAACCCGCCCCCACUGUCACCGCAUACACGAAAGACAACCGAAACAGCAGAGACAGCAGAGGUAACAAAGACACGAGACACACAGCCCCUCCAUCACAGUACGCGUCCAUGACCUCAUGGACCUUCACCGACGCAGGGGGUAUGAGCACGGAACGUAUCCGCGCACUAGCCCUCACGCUACCGAACAUCACCCACAUCAACACCGUCCACGUGCGCGGGUGGGACGAGGCCCUCUACGCCGCAGUCCUGGAUAAUUGGCCACUACUGACGGACUGGGACCUGGGCAUCUUCCCGGCCGUGUCGGAUAGUGGGCGUCUGCUGACUUGUCUAUCGCAGAGUGCUGUGGAGGCGCUGUCGGUUGAUGGGGAGAUACCCAGCGCCCUACACUCGCCCGUGUUGCGUGUGCUGUCCGCUCACGAGACCGUCUCGCUGCGGUUACUUUUGGCGGGAAAUUCUGCGCUGGUGGAGUUGACGCUCUCGUGGCAGGUGGUGUCUGAGCGUCUGGUGAGUCUGAGCCUGCAGGUGCUGCGUGUGAAGCAGGUGUCAAAUCCCGGCGCUCUGAUUGGCUGUCCGAAUCUCACGGAGCUCGGGGUAGACUCACUGACGGAGAAGACCUUCUGCACCAGCGCGGCGGUGUUGAGUGUUACGUGUCACAAGGUGAGUAAUGCGAAUAUGGAUCGCUUCCCACGUGUGAACACGCUGAGAUUGGGUAGGUAUGCGUCGUUGGAGGAAGGGUUUAUCUCUAGACGGGUGGCUCGGCUGGAGAUGGAUAGCGAGUCUGAGUCCGGGCUGCCGCUGAAGUACUACCUACCCAUGCUACACACACUGUCGUGCGGGUUUCACGACAUGCGCGCUCUGAGCUUCAUGUCCCUCACCACGCUCACGCUGAGAUGCUUUGUGGACGAGAGCGCACUCAAGCAGACCAUCGCCAACUGUCCGUGUCUGGAGAGUAUCUACCUGCGACAGUGUGUUCCCUGGACGUACAAGCCGUAUUCGAGUGUGGAUCUGUGGCAGAUAUAUGCGGAGACCAAGCUGAGUAGGUAUAAUGUGACGCUGUUUGUGGACCGUAGCUAUGAAAGCAGCGCCUCACAGGGCUUUCUGAGCCUGCUGCGCGAGGGUCGGGUGGGGUAUACCGGUAUGUAGAGAUGUUCAAUAACGGGAUCUGCGGCAAACAUACAUUGGUUGGGAGUUGCACCACUUACUGUAGCUUGGCGAGUCAGGCUUUUUGAUCAGAAUCAGGUGGGGGUGUACCGCAAUUAGUCAUUUGAUAAUACCGGGACGCUGUGGCAGAGCCGUGUAGCACCUGGUCAAGUAGAGAUAGAUAGUGUUUCCCAAUAGUUGGAGAG
Sphaeroforma arctica JP610 is the source of this 4304-nucleotide messenger RNA. RefSeq lists its product as hypothetical. The transcript has a single exon. Lineage: Eukaryota; Ichthyosporea; Ichthyophonida. The record is from RefSeq and is a predicted model, not a curated record. The coding region runs from base 1 to 4101 and encodes 1366 amino acids.